ACAAAAUGAUGGAUCGAGGCGGGGUGAGACAGUAAGGGAAGAAAGUGAAGUGACGGCGAUUGUGCAAUCGGUGACGGCGCAGUUAUUAGCAGACAAUUAGCUGGACAAUAUGAUUAAAAUGAGAUUAAGGUGUCAAACGUUAGUGGUGUUAUGCUACGUGGUGAUAGCGGCAGCUGACCGCAGGAACGACUUGGCAAGACUGCUAUCGUUGAGUGCAUCGAAUGGAGAUCGUCCAGCGGGCAAUAUGAACGCGUCUGAUGUACCAUCCAGCUAUUACGCAUCAGCAAGAACGUCGAGAAGUCCUCCUGAGUUUCAGAAGUAUGCAUUCCGACCGCGCACCAUCAACACAGAACAGAAAGAAAAAGCUGUGUACUACGCGAAGGACAAUAUGAAUUUGAACAACUACAAAUCUGAAAUACUUUUCCCUGGUAAUUAUUUCGCAAUUGCCAAAGAGAAAAGUAGUGAGGAUCUUGCCAAUGAUGCUGCAGUUUCAGGUCGAUUUCAACCGCAAGCGAUACCUCUGAUGAGGGACCCCGGAUUCGAAGCCAGGUCAUUGGACGAUGAUGAUGAAGAGGAUGAGAAACCAGAAGAAUUCUCUGCGCUGGCUGCGACGAGAAGAUCGUUGUCAUACAUCUUCGGUGGUGGUGAAGCAGAAGCCGAGGAAGACGAGGAAGAAGAGGAAAUCGAAGACGAAGACCAACUAGACGGCGAGUUCAAAGGAAAGAACAAGAAGAAAAAAAGCAAACUGAAGUAUAAGAAGAAAUACUCGAAGUACAUGAUGCCCCUACUGAUGGCGUACAAACUGAAGUACCUGGCUAUAGUGCCAGUCAUGAUCGGUGGUCUGGUCCUAUUAGUAGGGGCAACCGGCUUAGCUGGUUUCUUCUUUGCGUUGUUCGCAGCGACAAUGGCCCUACAAAAGGGCGGAUACUAAUAUAGAAUAAUAAAGUCGACGUUCUCGAUGCCAUCUUUAUGUUAACAAAUCAAUACUGUGACCGCUGUUUUUCCCAACUGUUUGUCGUCUAUUUUCCCGUUUUUGGUAGUAAUGAAUCGUAUCUGUCUUGAUACCUUUUCCAUUGCAUUAAGAUAUUUGAUGUCGUUAUUAUCCCUGUCUCUGUUUUCAAUAUGCAAGCGAUUGUAUCGCGAUUGUAAAUAAUUUUGUUAAGGCGUAAUUUAAGUUAUUUAUUGAAUAAUUUUUAUAACUUUGUAUUAUUGCGUAUUAGUUUAUUUAUGUAGUUACCAUUAAAUAUUGUUCACUGA
Molecule: messenger RNA, 1257 nt
Organism: Colias croceus (clouded yellow)
Lineage: Eukaryota; Metazoa; Arthropoda; Insecta; Lepidoptera; Pieridae
Exons: 2
Coding region: 110-931 (273 amino acids)
Source: RefSeq, a predicted model, not a curated record